Messenger RNA from Heteronotia binoei (common prickly gecko), 1600 nucleotides. RefSeq names its product iroquois homeobox 3 (gene IRX3). The record is from RefSeq and is a predicted model, not a curated record. Gene Ontology annotation, molecular function: RNA polymerase II cis-regulatory region sequence-specific DNA binding; DNA-binding transcription factor activity, RNA polymerase II-specific. NCBI's taxonomy places the organism in Eukaryota, Metazoa, Chordata, Lepidosauria, Squamata, Gekkonidae. Gene Ontology annotation, cellular component: nucleus. The transcript has 5 exons. Bases 1 to 1467 code for a protein of 488 amino acids. Gene Ontology annotation, biological process: cell development; neuron differentiation; regulation of transcription by RNA polymerase II.
AUGGCUUUUUCCCAACUGGGCUACCAGUAUAUCCGGCCCAUCUACCCGACGGAUCGCCCAGGGAACGGCAGCGGCGGCGGCGGUUCCCGCAACGGGGCGGCGGAUCUCAGCCCGUCCGGGAGCCUCUCCAACGUCCUCUCCACCAUGUACGGCGCGCCUUACGCGGCCGCCGCGGCAGCCCAGGGAUACGGAGCCUUCUUGCCCUACGCCACCGAACUGCCCAUCUUCCCGCAGCUGGGGGCCCAGUACGAGUUGAAGGAGAGCCCGGGGGUCCAGCACCCGGCCUUCCCGCACCACCACCCGGCUUUCUACCCCUACGGGCAGUACCAGUUCGGCGACCCGUCGAGGCCCAAGAACGCCACCCGGGAGAGCACGAGCACCCUCAAGGCCUGGCUCAACGAGCACCGCAAGAACCCCUACCCCACCAAAGGCGAGAAGAUCAUGCUGGCCAUCAUCACCAAGAUGACCCUCACGCAGGUCUCCACCUGGUUCGCCAACGCCCGACGGCGCCUCAAGAAGGAGAACAAGAUGACGUGGGCGCCCCGCAGCCGCACCGACGAGGAAGGGAACUCCUACGGCAGCGAGGACGGCGAAGGGGACAAGCGGGACCCGGACGAAGAGGAGAUCGACCUGGAGAACAUAGACACGGAUAAUAUGGAGAGCGCCCCGACGGGCGCCAAAGGAGGGGGAGGCGGAGGCGGCGGCCAGCUCCUCUUGGGAGGGGAGCUGGAAGAGGACUUGGACGACGACGACGAGGACGACUCGGAGCUCCCCGACGACUCGGGCCUGCUCCACUCCGACGCCAAAACCACGGACUCGGACGCCUCCGACGGCUUGGAGGACUUGGCCGCCCCGGAGAGUUUCUUGAAGGCCAUGGAGGCCCGGCAGCGAGCCUCUGCGGGAGAACUGCCCUCGCCCGGGGCCCUCCGGCCUCACGCCUCGUCCCCCCUCUCCCCCUCGACGGCGCCCAGCCCGGCUUCGCAAGCGCAGCAGCCGCCGCAGCCGCCGCCGAAAUCUCCUCCCGGCGGCGGCGGCUCCCCUCCCGCGGCGGCCCCCCCGAAUUUGCAGCUGGUGGCGGGCGCCCACCCCACGCCCACCGGGGGCCCGACGGCGGCGCACAGACUCGUCUCCGCCUGCCCGCUGGGCAAGUUCGCCGGCUGGUCCGGGCGGGCCUUCUCGCAUCACCCCCACCAUCACUCCCACCCCCACCCGCUCGCUUUGCUGAACUCUCCCCACCUCUUGGGACUCGGGGGGGCCAACACCGGCGGGGCCCCCAACGCGGCGGCCCUCGCGGCUUUCUCCAGGCCCGCCGACCAAGCGCAGAGCACGGAAGCCUCCGGAACAGAUCGAUCUAGUGCCUUGGAAGUAGAGAAAAGGUUAUUAAAGACCGCUUUCCAACCGGUUCAGAGGCGGCCUCAAAACCAACUUGAUGCAGCUAUGGUUCUAUCUGCGUUAUCAUCAUCCUAGUUAAUUUUUUUUUUAAUUAUUGUUCCAAUGACUGUAAAAUAAAAUUCUCUGUAUAGUUAACUUGUACGCAUGCCCAUGUAUUAAAUGAAAAAAAAAAAGACAAAAACCAAGGGGGGUGGGGAAACUACUGUAC